UUUUACAUUUUUUUUUUUUUUAAAUACGCUAUAUAAAUUGAGAUAGAGUAGUAAUUGAUUAAGAUUUUCUACAAUUUUUCAAGGUUUGUUUAAAGUUUAAAACCAAUGCGACUAGUAAUAUGUUUGUUUUUUAAAAUUGCUGAGCAGAUGAUGGUACAUUUAUUACUUACCAUUUUUCUCAACGAAAACGCUAAAAUGACACGGAUAGAGACGAUUAUUUCAACAAUUGGAUUCUAUUUCUCAGAAAAAUAUAAGUAACUAUAUAGUAGCCUCUCCCACUUUCUUUCAUUUUCUAAGCUCAUUUGACUGAGCGCACACGCUCUUCUUUUCCAGAAACUUAUAAAUUAAUCGAGUUGUACGCAAGCUGACCCGAAAAAAAACGUUUGAUCGUUGAUUCGAGUUUCAUGGUUAUCUGUAGUUUGUAACAGUUUUGAUAACUGACUGUUACUGUCUGAUUUAUCGUCUUUAUGGUUUGCAAUUAUUAGUUUUUGUAUAGCGCGUUAUCAAUUUCGAUCCGAAGAAAAUGAAGGAGGAGGAGGAAGAAGAGGAGAAGCGGAGUUGCAGUACUCACAGACGGAUAGGAGAGGUAGCUGGAGGAACAGCGGCGGAGUGUGCGAUGGUAUGUUGUUGUUGUCCAUGUACGUUGAUGCAUUUAUUAGUACUAGCUGUGUACAAAGUUCCGACGGGACUUUGCCGGAAAAUAUGGAGGAAGAAGAAGAAACAAAGGCUUUUAAUGAAGAAGAAGAAGAAGAGGAAGGAGGAGGAUUCAUGGAAGUCAAUGAAGAAUAACGGAGAUGUUGACGGCGGUGAUGAGGAGUUUGACGGCGGAUACGACGACGGAGUACGAGAAGUUGCCGAUUUUGAAACGGAAAUGUGGGACCGGUUUGAUGGAGCUGGAUUUUGGAGGGCUCCAUCUCAGAGAGAGGAUUCAAAUGGCAUUAAGUAAACAAGUGAGGACUUAAAUGCAAUUUAAUGGAAAUGAAAUUAAUGAUUUGUAAUGGGUGCAUUUUGCUCAAAAAAAAAAUAAAAAAAUUGGGUGGAGUGAAAAAUUCAUCGAACAGGAUUAUUCUGCUGAACACGCAAUUGAUUUUUUCUAUUUUUAUAUAAAAAAAUUCUUCUUAGAAAAGUAAGACACGGUCCAUAUGGACUUCACAAUGUUUGUUACAUUUGUACAUAUUUUCUUUUCUUCAUUUGCCUAUUUGUUGAAUUUUCCAAGUAAGAUGGAUUUGAGUAUGUGACAAGUUACUCCAGGGUCCACCAAAAAUGGUCUCUAACUUCGAGUUCUAGAUAGGGGUCGAGUACAUGUGACUGUUAAAAUGCUUUAAUAGGUAACGAAAGGUACAUUGAACUGGUUAACGAGAUGUACAUUGAACUGGUUAUUGAUUAGUAUGUGUAUUUUCCCGUGUCAUGUUUAUCACCACAUCUGAACAUUUUU
This is a messenger RNA of Capsicum annuum, 1435 nucleotides long. RefSeq lists its product as uncharacterized. NCBI's taxonomy places the organism in Eukaryota, Viridiplantae, Streptophyta, Magnoliopsida, Solanales, Solanaceae. Bases 524 to 946 code for a protein of 140 amino acids. The transcript has a single exon. The record is from RefSeq and is a predicted model, not a curated record.